Messenger RNA from Penicillium concentricum, 984 nucleotides. RefSeq lists its product as uncharacterized. The transcript is spliced from 5 exons. Lineage: Eukaryota; Fungi; Ascomycota; Eurotiomycetes; Eurotiales; Aspergillaceae. Gene Ontology annotation, biological process: protein phosphorylation; spliceosomal complex assembly; regulation of mRNA processing. Gene Ontology annotation, molecular function: ATP binding; protein kinase activity. Bases 1 to 984 code for a protein of 327 amino acids. The record is from RefSeq and is a predicted model, not a curated record.
AUGACUUCCUUCCUCAAGUGGGCCAGGACAGCUAUGAAUCGAGAUCCCUGGCCUGUGCUUCGAUUUCCAACAAGUGGGUUCGAAGUAAUCAAGCCGUCACACAUUCUUGAUGAAGAGCGCUUUGAAGAGUUCGAGAAAGGGCGCUACUAUCCUGUCAAUAUUGGUGACGUCUUAGUGUCUAAAUACCAGGUAGUUGGCAAGCUGGGCUUCGGAACUACCUCCACAGUAUGGCUCGCUCGUGAUUUCGGCGAGGAUCUUCUUAAGAGCGGACUUAAGCAGAUCUUCCUUGCGCUUGAUUAUCUUCACAGCGAAUGCCAGCUCGUUCACACUGAUAUCAAAGGCGAUAAUAUCCUCCAGGAACUUGAAGAGAUGUCAAUACUUGACAGGUUUACCGAUAGCGAGAUAGAGCAUCCGUCGGCACGGAAAUCAGUUGAUAAUAUGCCAGUCUAUGCCUCUCGGCGAUUUGAGUUGCCUCAAAAUUUUGGCAGAGCAGUUCUUAGCGACUUCGGCUCAGCUGUACGGGGUGAUGAAGAGAGGAACCAUGACGCUCAACCCACCAUCUACAGAUCACCAGAAGUCAUGUUAAAAAUCCAGUGGAGCUAUCCCAUUGAUAUUUGGAAUGUUGGCACUAUGAUAUGGGAUUUGUUUGAAGGUAAACACAUGUUCAUUGGGAUGGACCCAGAUGGCAAGGGUUAUUCCACCCGUGCGCACCUUGCUGAGGUGAUCGGAAUACUGGGUCCUCCGCCUUCACAUUUUCUCAAGCGUGGAGAGCGAAGUCACGAAUUCUUUACUAAAGAUGGACACUGGAAUAACCAAGUCGAUGUCCCCGGGGGAUUGGCUUUGGAAAUCUCCGAGGAGCGUCUCAGCGGAAGAAACAAAGAGAUGUUUCUUGAGUUCAUGGGGGGAAUGCUUCAAUGGCAACCAGAAGACAGAAAGACGGCCAAGCAACUACUUAAGGAUCCAUGGCUAGAGAACAGAGCAUAG